GUUUUAUGAAAGGAAAAUGGCGGCAAGUGGUACGGUGGAUGUGUCCGAAAGCGGGUGAGUUUUAUUCUUUUUUAAGAAGAGAUUGCUUGUUUAUAGUUCUUAUACCAUUUUAUAACCAAAGGAAAUCGCUUUUUGUUUCGCUAGAAGAAGAAUUCGAUUCCAUUAGAGUGCAAAUAAUAGGCUAGAAUAGCGAAUGUACAGAUAUGUACUUUCGACUACGGCUCGAUUUUGAAGUUUUCAUUCUUUCGUUCUUGAAGCUUAACUAUCAGUUGUAAUCGGUUUUUACAUGAUUAAGCAAAGAUGUAAGGAUACUGUGCGGAAUUGAUAACAUGUUUAUGCUAUGCACAGCAGUUAUAAUCAUUUUUUCACCUGUAAAUAAUGUCAUAUCCACUGCACCUCAUAGAAUUAAGCUGCUCUUUCUGUAAUUCACUUGAAGUUGGGGAUGAAACGCAUGUUAUCUUUUUCUGCACCCUUUAUAAUGAUACUCGUCUAGAUCUUUAUAAGAGAAUAAAUACAAAAUAUCUCUUCUUCACGGAAUUCAACCUUGACUCAAAAAUAGUGUAUUUCCUUUUCAAUAGUAUUGAUCCUUUCGUAUGCAGACUCAUUCUGCUUAUAUUUUUCAAAUGAUGGAAACAAGACGUGAAACUUCUUUUAAAACAAAAUCAUGUACACGUGUAGCCACCCUGUAGUUAAUUGUUCACAUUAGUUAAGUACCAAAUGUCACAGCAAUGAAAAAACCUUUCAGCUAUUUCUGAGUCAAAUAUGGGAGAUUUCCAGCCUGUCAUGAGCGGGAUUAAAUUCGUAUGUGUAAUCAAAUGGUGACGAGUGAAAUUAGGGAAUAAUUUCAUGCGCGUUUUGUCCAAAUCCUUAUAAUUUCCUGAGCCUUCUGAUUUCCGACAACUUUCCAUAGACUUCUGAACAUUGCCGAAAAUGUCCGCAGAUGUUCUGAAGAUGUUAGAGCUCUUUCGAAGCUACUUGAAAGAUGCUUUGAUUUCGUAAGAGCACAAAAAGGGAAACAAAGUCAUCAUUUAACGCCUUUUAGGAUUGAAUUUUCAUUAUUUAUCAUGUGUUAAAUAACAAUUUGUCCAGAUUUGUGUCCAGAUUUGUGAAUUGUCCUUGAUGCAUGAGAUCGAUGUCUUUAGUCCACAGGCGCGAGACUUACGCAUAAUGUGUGACAGUUGGCAGGUAUACACUCAGUACAUACACAGUAUUUUUAAAUAAUUUACACAAUUUCAACAAGCACUAAUUUGACCUUCAUGGUCACAAUAACUACUUUAUUUUUUUCAAACUCUUUGUUACAAAAAUAAAUUCAUACACAACCUGCAAGUAGCAAAGGCUGUUCGAGGUGGGUUUUGUAAAAAAUAAUUAAGUAGAUUUGUAAAAUAAAAUGGAAAGAAAAAAAAAGUUUUUCAGGGAAAACAAAAAUUACCGUCCUAGAGUACUGUUGCGUGGUUUGGCAUAAUGCCCUUCCUGCCUACCUGUCUAAUGAAAUAGAGCGGGUCCAAAUGGGAGCUUUAAGGAUAAUAUACCCUUGAUCCUCAUACCAGCAAGCCUUACAACGUGCUAAAAUCGCUAGACUUGAAGACAGGCGCAAUGAACUCUGUAUGAGGGCUUUUGAUAAAAUUACCAAAGGAGGACCCUUGUCAAAACAUCUAACCCAGAUAACAUCUAUUGCCCAUGAGUACUCCCUUAGAAAUUCUAACUCUUUGACGUCUUUUAAAUGUAAAACCGAGCAUUUUAGGCGAAGCUUUUUCCCUAGUACUGUCCUAAUGGCAAACGCAACAUCCUUCAAAAAUUAACUGUUAAAGAAUUCAAUUUUAAAAAUGAAAUUCUUAGUAUAACUUUUUUUUAGUAGCUAUGAUUGAAAUUUAUGUAACUCUUGUAGGUUUUACUAUUUUUAAUUAUUUUGUAAAACCAGUCCCAAUUAGGUUUUUGUAAUUUUCCGAACCUUGUAAACACAUUGUAAUUCAAAAGGUCUAGAUAGCAGCAACAAUAUAGAUAGUCGUAUAAACAUAACAACUUUCUUUAAUUUACCAGACAUGUUUCGACGGUACAUCCGUCAUCUUCGGUGUUACAUAUUUUGAAAUUGCCGUUGAAUUUAAAGCGCGCGCGAUCUUACAAAGUUCGUUACAUUGCGUUGUCAAUAUUGCGUACUUCAUUUUUAAUGCGAGAACAUGUCGAUUAAACAUCUUUAUUAUUAUUAUUAUUAAGUAAGACAAUAGAGCACAAUUUAUUACACAGGAAAAUGGGUAAAUUAAGAUCACAUGCUUUACAAGCCAGGGUCCGAAAUUGCGCCUUCCUGGUCGCCGAUGCAACUAAAAAUUUAGUCCUGGCGACCAGAAUUUCAUAGCUGGUCGCCAGCUAGCAACUUGUAAAGCUGGUUGUUAUUGUUGACUUUAACGUUCGGAGAAACUGAUUAAGAAUUGAAACCUCGAAGCUAUUUGCCAACAGGUGUCUUACUUUUUGUCCUGCUGAUAUUUUUUAAUUAAAAGUGAAACGAAUCUUCCUGUAAUAAUACCUCCACAACAGCUAUGAUCAAGACAAGUUGAACGUUUCCAAGCCGCCAUGUUGUUCAGUAAGUACGUUAUGUACUUUGUGUACUGGUACGAGUGAUGUGGCACAGUUGUGGCCUAGUACGAGCAACAUGGCAGCUUGACUAGUGUUUAUGUUUCGUGUUUUGUGGUAGUUACUGGAAAAAAUAGAGUUUUGAUAUGAUCAGUGCAGUCAUAGGCAGACAGCUUUCUGUUCCUACAUUCUUAGUCAGACAGCUUUAUAUCUCCAAAAAGUAAUUUGCAGGAAAAAAAAGACUUCUCUCGUGCAUGUACGGUUGCUUUCUGAUAUCAGGAGUGGAAGAAGUGCAAUUUUUGAGCAUAAAAAUGUCCAUACCAUGCAUUUUUUAUUUGUGUUUAAACAAUUAUUGGAAAAAAAAGGGAGGGGGAAUUUUUGGCGACCACAAUUUGCCCUCUGGCGACCAAAAAUUUACACUUGAUUGCCAGUUGGCGCCCGUAUUAAAAAGUUAAUUUCGGACCCUGCAAGCAUAUUAAGAUAUAGAUUUAGCCAGAGCUAAAAGCGAAGCCCUGGUUAAUAUACUUAUAAACAAAAAAAUAAAUCAUGCAGGGUACAACGAAAGUCAGUUUUACAGCCUGCCAUUUGGGCAAGCUGGAGCUAGCAUGUACUAGCCCACAAGUCAUUUCAACUAGCCCCAAAACCAAAGGAUUAGCAGGAUUGAGUACACUCCUUCUGUGAUUUGAAUUUCCCCCAAAAACAGCACUUGCCCGUCAGGCAAGUUAAGAACAAAAAUCACUAGCCCGAUAGCAAAAUCCACUAGCCCCGGGCUAUCGGACACAACCUUCUUUGCACGCUGAACUAUGUACUACUAAAAGGCAACAGAAAUGAGAACGGCGACAAAGUCAAUAGAUCUAAUUAGCAAAAAAACAAUUUUGCACAUGCAGCACACUUUUUAGUACAUUUCUUUGUCGUUGUUUUGCACGACUAAAGCGUGAAACUUCCUAGUUACACAUAUUUAUUUCAUGAAGGAAUUGUUGUAUGUGCUCAGCAAAAAUUUUGUUGCUAGUGUUCCUGUGCACUUUUAUUUUUUUCACUGCCGCUCAUUUUCACCUUGCUGGCAUUCCUCAUUUUCUCACCGCCACUUUGAAAUUAUUUUUCACCAACAAAAGUUUUCUCCUUUGUUUUCAAUCACUUGCUCUAGCUCUUUAUUUGUUAUCCAUGUUAGUGUAGACAUAAAAAUAACAACAAAAAAGACUCAACUUUGUUGUUGUUUUUUCUCUUUAAAAGUCCGGGUGGCCAUGUGAUUUCUUGCCCAAAAAAACCCUUGAGUUUGAUUUGGGUUGCUAUACCUGUUAAUUGAGUUAAUAAUUUUACAUGAGUGUGCCUGUGUUGUGGAAGUUCGGGUGGGGAAAUUAUGGUCACAUAACUAGGUAACCAAAUUUUCAUACCCAAGCACAUGCGAGAGCUACGCUAUGAUACUAAAAGAAGUUCAGUUGUUGUAAAAUGGUGAGCAGUUCAAUAUCUUUGUCUUGGUCCUUUAGCAUCUGUGUGAGAAUCUCAUGCAAUCAUUUUUUUGAAAUUGCCGAAUUUAAGCUGUUUUAAGUGUGUUGGUAUUGUAAUUCCAUGCUUUGGUUCCAAAGUUUGAGAAUGGCACGGUGAUAUUGAUCAUGUCUGCUAACACAAAUGAAGAGUGCGGCAAAUGUUAGAAAAAAAAACAGAUUUUAAAGAAGUUAGAGUAGAUUAUGUGGCAAGAAGGCUGAUUUCGCUCAACCUCAGUGAAUCUGGUGGCAAAUGAUACAGUUUCUCUUAAGUAGAAUAAACCUUCCGCUGUCAAGUGACAAUAAUUCCUUGCGAAGCAAUGCUAAAGGGCUCAUGGAGAGGGUUUAUAAAUUUGUUGAAAUUUACCUCAUGCGGGGAUUGUGUCUGGAUUGCUGAGCAAGAAGUGAACAACUUUUUUGCUAUACUUUUAUCUGUUUGCUCAUUGUCUACCAUUCCCAUUGUUCAGCAAAAAAAUCUGUGGCAAAGCAAACUUAGCCAGGUAGCUAUUGCAGCUAUUAAUUUUAAGUGGUUAAAAAUGCUUUUGGCGAUGAAUUUAACACUAGAAGUAUUUUAAAGAAAAAAUGGAGGCAAUUUGGACCUCAAGAGAAAAUUUGUUUUGCGUCCUUCUUGCUUUGUAGUUGAUUUUUAUGGGCUUUAUCAGGUGUAGUGUAUGUUUUCCAAAUGCACUGAGUGCGUUCUGUUCAGCUUUGUAUCAUCAUGACCCUGCUUGUUUUUUGAAACACCGUAAAAUUCUGAAAAUAAGCCCCUCCAAAAUAAGCCCCCCAAACUCGUAACACAAAAAAACCUGUGAUAAAUCGCCUCUCCAAACACAAGCCCCAGGGGGCUUGUACUUGGAGAUUGCCCUCAAAUUCAAAAUAAAACAAAGCAAAAUUUGUACAGUAACACAUAAAUUUUUGCAUUUGCCAAAGAUCUUUUACAUAAAUUUUCUUCCUACUACAAGCUAGCCCAAUGGAUUUUGAGAUGCAUUAUUUCCCUCCCAGUAUAUUUCUAGCUUAUUUGGAAAUGCAAAUUUCCCUCCGUAUAUAAGCCCCCCCUAAAAUAAGCCCCUCAAAAAGGGGAUUUUAAAGACAUGUGCCCCAGGGCUUAUUCUUUGAAUUUUACAGCACAUCUUUGAAUUUUGCUCAUGAGGCUUAAUGAUUAUGAAUUUUCUUGGCAAGUAAGGAGCCCCAGGUUUGAAUCCUGGAGAAACUGUUUUUGUUUUGUAUGUUGUUUUCUUUUUCUUUCCUCGUUUGGCUUCUUUUCCUUUUACCUGCUACUGACCCUUGGACUUUGAGAGGUUCUGUGAUACUCAUACAUGUAUUUGUAUUCAGUUAUUUCACUGAAAGAUUGUACAUUGUGAGUAAAAGGGUAAAUUGUUUCCAUUUAUUGUUUUCAGAGGUGAAGUGAUCCUUGAUCUACAGAAGUUCCAAAUUCAACCCAUGGAUACUCUGAACACUGAACACUUGCAGUUACUGAUACUGACAGCUAAUCCCACUACCAGUGGUGAAACCAUAGGAAGGACUUCUUCUGACUCAUUUCCUGAGUCUUCCCAAGCUGAAGCCGCUUCGCUGGUUACUGAAACAGCAGUGAUUGCGGAAGAAGCAGGGUUGUUUGUGCAGGUUGAAAGUACAACUCCUACUUUACAGGUUGAAAGUACAACUACUACUUUGUCGGCAAGCAGCCAUGACGUUGCUCCGUCCAAAGAUGCAGUGGAUGUUGGGGAAAAGGACUUUAUUUGCACGCAGUGUAAUAAGUCCUUUGCGGGUCCGUCAAGUUUAAGCCGACACAUAAAAACACACAGCAAUGAGAAGCCAUUCAAAUGUGUCCCAUGCAACAAAGUCUUUUCCAGGUUGUCGAGUUUGAAGAGGCAUCAAGGCUCCCAUGCAGAGGAAAGACCAUUCAAAUGUACCGUUUGUGGCUGGACUCACUUUUAUUUUUUUCACUGCCGCUCAUUUUCACCUUGCUGGCAUUCCUCAUUUUCUCACCGCCACUUUGAAAUUAUUUUUCACCAACAAAAGUUUUCUCCUUUGUUUUCAAUCACUUGCUCUAGCUCUUUAUUUGUUAUCCAUGUUAGUGUAGACAUAAAAAUAACAACAAAAAAGACUCAACUUUGUUGUUGUUUUUUCUCUUUAAAAGUCCGGGUGGCCAUGUGAUUUCUUGCCCAAAAAAACCCUUGAGUUUGAUUUGGGUUGCUAUACCUGUUAAUUGAGUUAAUAAUUUUACAUGAGUGUGCCUGUGUUGUGGAAGUUCGGGUGGGGAAAUUAUGGUCACAUAACUAGGUAACCAAAUUUUCAUACCCAAGCACAUGCGAGAGCUCCGCUAUGAUACUAAAAGAAGUUCAGUUGUUGUAAAAUGGUGAGCAGUUCAAUAUAUUUGUCUUGGUCCUUUAGCAUCUGUGUGAGAAUCUCAUGCAAUCAUUUUUUUGAAAUUGCCGAAUUUAAGCUGUUUUAAGUGUGUUGGUAUUGUCAUUCCACGCUUUGGUUCCAAAGGUUGAGAAUGGCACGGUGAUAUUGAUCAUGUCUGCUAAUACAAAUGAAGAGUGCGGCAAAUGUUAGGAAGAAAAAAACAGAUUUUAAAGAAGUUAGAGUAAAUUAUGUGGCAAGAAGGCUGAUUUCGCUCAACCUCAGUGAAUCUGGUGGCAAAUGAUACAGUUUCUCUUAAGUAGAAUAAACCUUCCGCUGUCAAGUGACAAUAAUUCCUUGCGAAGCAAUGCUAAAGGGCUCAUGGAGAGGGUUUAUAAAUUUGUUGAAAUUUACCUCAUGCGGGGAUUGUGUCUGGAUUGCUGAGCAAGAAGUGAACAACUUUUUUGCUAUACUUUUAUCUGUUUGCUCAUUGUCUACCAUUCCCAUUGUUCAGCAAAAAAAUCUGUGGCAAAGCAAACUUAGCCAGGUAGCUAUUGCAGCUAUUAAUUUUAAGUGGUUAAAAAUGCUUUUGGCGAUGAAUUUAACACUAGAAGUAUUUUAAAGAAAAAAUGGAGGCAAUUUGGACCUCACGAGAAAAUUUGUUUUGCGUCCUUCUUGCUUUGUAGUUGAUUUUUAUGGGCUUUAUCGGGUGUAGUGUAUGUUUUCCAAAUGCACUGAGUGCGUUUUGUUCAGCUUUGUAUCAUCAUGACCCUGCUUGUUUUUUGAAACACCGCAAAAUUCUGAAAAUAAGCCCCUCCAAAAUAAGCCCCCCAAACUCGUAACACAAAAAACCCUGUGAUAAAUCGCCUCUCCAAACACAAGCCCCCGGGGGCUUGUACUUGGAGAUUGCCCUCAAAUUCAAAAUAAAACAAAGCAAAAUUUGUACAGUAACACAUAAAUUUUUGCAUUUGCCAAAGAUCUUUUACAUAAAUUUUCUUCCUACUACAAGCUAGCCCAAUGGAUUUUGAGAUGCAUUAUUUCCCUCCCAGUAUAUUUCUAGCUUAUUUGGAAAUGCAAAUUUCCCUCCGUAUAUAAGCCCCCCCUAAAAUAAGCCCCUCAAAAAGGGGAUUUUAAAGACAUGUGCCCCAGGGCUUAUUCUUUGAAUUUUACAGCACAUCUUUGAAUUUUGCUCAUGAGGCUUAAUGAUUAUGAAUUUUCUUGGCAAGUAAGGAGCCCCAGGUUUGAAUCCUGGAGAAACUGUUUUUGUUUUGUAUGUUGUUUUCUUUUUCUUUCCUCGUUUGGCUUCUUUUCCUUUUACCUGCUACUGACCCUUGGACUUUGAGAGGUUCUGUGAUACUCAUACAUGUAUUUGUAUUCAGUUAUUUCACUGAAAGAUUGUACGUUGUGAGUAAAAGGGUAAAUUGUUUCCAUUUAUUGUUUUCAGAGGUGAAGUGAUCCUUGACCUACAGAAGUUCCAAAUUCAACCCAUGGAUACUCUGAACACUGAACACUUGCAGUUACUGAUACUGACAGCUAAUCCCACUACCAGUGGUGAAACCAUAGGAAGGACUUCUUCUGACUCAUUUCCUGAGUCUUCCCAAGCUGAAGCCGCUUCGCUGGUUACUGAAACAGCAGUGAUUGCGGAAGAAGCAGGGUUGUUUGUGCAGGUUGAAAGUACAACUCCUACUUUACAGGUUGAAAGUACAACUACUACUUUGUCGGCAAGCAGCCAUGACGUUGCUCCGUCCAAAGAUGCAGUGGAUGUUGGGGAAAAGGACUUUAUUUGCACGCAGUGUAAUAAGUCCUUUGCGGGUCCGUCAAGUUUAAGCCGACACAUAAAAACACACAGCAAUGAGAAGCCAUUCAAAUGUGUCCCAUGCAACAAAGUCUUUUCCAGGUUGUCGAGUUUGAAGAGGCAUCAAGGCUCCCAUGCAGAGGAAAGACCAUUCAAAUGUACCGUUUGUGGCUGGACCUUUCUGCAGAACUCAGAUCUGAAAAUCCAUGAAAGAACACACACUGGGGAGAAGCCAUUCUCGUGUGACCGAUGUGAGCAGUCGUUUGGAUGCAAAAAGCGUCUUAAGGCGCACUACCGAAAACACACGGGGGAAAAGCCCUACAAGUGUCCCCAGUGUGGGAAGUGUUUCUCCAUGAGAAAAAAUGUCAUCCAACACAUCCGAAUUCAUACUGGUGAGAGGCCAUUCACUUGUGAAGUAUGCAAGAAGGAUUAUCGUCAUCAGCACACACUCAAGAAGCAUAUGCAGCUUCAUACUGUCAGAUUCCCCUCCGCAUCAGCUAGGUUAGUGGUUCAGUGCCAAAACCUCUGUUCGAUUGUCCGGGACGGGUAGAAAUUUAGUUUGGACGUGUAAACCUUUAACAUGACUUGUCCAUGGGAUAAGUGCAUUUAUAAUUACAAAAAAUACAGAAACAUUUCAAAUUUGACUUCAAAUUGUUAGUACAGUAGAAUUAAAAAUUUUACCUUAGUCAUAAAAGGAAUCCUCAUGCAAAAUGACAAAAAUAAGGGUAAAUAUUCCUUUUAACUUUGCCAUACUGGGGCCAGUUCAUUUGUUUGUAUGACCUCCACUUGGCUUAGGAACCUGACAAAACCUUUUGGACAAGAACUCUUGGAUUUUGGACAACCAAAUUAAAUAUAGUGGUUAUCCGAGGGACAAGUGGAUAAGAAAAUUUUUCUCUUACUCUUUGGUUAUGUGAUGAUAAUUGGUUGUAUGAACAGGAAAUGAGAUGUUGACUAGUCAAAAAUUGAAAUGUUACAAAUAUUAUGUUCAAGGAGUUUUGUGCCUGUACAAGUGGAAUAAUGAUAUACUAUGCUACUCUGUGAGCAGCAUGUAAAGAAAGCAGUUUUGGGUCCGGUUGAUUUUGCUAUGUAAAUUCCGUUCUUAACUUGCCCAAUAAACAAGUGAAGUUUUUUUCUGAAAUUCAAAUUAUAUGAGAACUGUACAUGUAAUCAAUGCUCAUCAACAUAUUUUUUUCAAGCUAGUUUAAAUGACUAUUGGGCUAGUACAUGCAAGUUACAGAUUGCCUGAAUGGCAAGCUUUUAAACUGACUUUCUUUGAUCUGACAUGUUGUGAGCCAGAUCCACUGUAUGAACCACGAAACUGCAAAACAAUGAUUAGAAAACAAUUUGCCAUUUUCUAUACUAUUAUAUCGUAGAAAUAUGGCAUGAAUGUUCAAAACUCAAGUGGAGCCAGAAUGGCCCGGCAGGUGGUAUCACUGCAAAGUGUCAAAUGUUUUGAUGUCAUUUCUUUUUUUCCAUGAAGUAUAGACAAUGCCGGGAAAAUAAUUCAUUAUUGUUUGGUUGCAUUGACAAUCACAUUAAAUGUGCAUCUUGAAUCAGCACCCACUCUCAAGGUCCAAAAAUUUGAUGAGUGCCCAGCAUGCCAAAUUGAAUGAAUAUGUUAUCCUACCGAUGAAUAGUUGUAAUUUUAUCUAGUCUUUUAUUUUUAUUAUUUUUUUGUUCUUAGUGAUGGAGAUGGUAAUGACCAAGCAGCAGUCUGGCCUCGUAAAAGAAAGAAACCUAACACAACAAAGGCUACAACUACAAGCAGGUAGAUACCUGUCUGACUUUUGUACCAACAAUCUCCAUUGUAAACAUGUAAAAACUAACAAAAUAAUGUUGAGCCAUUAUUGAGGACUUGUAAUAAAUGCGAGAUGAAAAGAGUUUUCAAUUAUUACUUUCACUUAAACUCUUUUCUAACCAACAAUUAUUGAUUUCCAAUUUCUUGAUAUUUGCAUCAUGAGGUUGCUAAAAUGUCGGGACAUUAUCUUGUUAGUUUUUAUAUGAGUGUGUUUCUCCAAAUCAUUAUUAAUAGGAAUUUCUAAUGCGCCCCUUGUAAAUUAAUUAUGCCAAAAAUACUGUUUGAAGAUACAUGUAUUUGAUCCAAAAUCUGGGUUGCUGUGUGGCCAAAAGGAAUCAAAACUAGCCAAAAUUUUGUGUACAAGUGUACAAGUCCAGCACUAUUCUGGCACAAGGGGAAAUUCAUUAGAGCAUUAGGACCUAUUAAAUGAAGUCCAAUAAUGAUACAUUGCAAGUAUUGUUUUUUUUUAAGUGGCUAUGAAUUAUUUAAAGUGAUUUUGUUUAAGUUAAUGCUUUGGACUUUUCAUUGUAAUAGGAAGAAAGCAGGUAAAACGCCUGGAAGCAAAAGUGGUAAGCAACAGAAAGACAGCAAAGAGAGUAAUUCAGAAACCUCCAACAGGUGCGUAGUUUGAAAUACAUACAUGUAUGCAUGUACAUGUAGGCAUCAUACCAGGCUUAAUACUAGUUGUGCAGUUCUUUUAAGUGGUAUAUCAUGAAAUAUUCCAUGAGUGACUUGUUUUUUCUGAGUAUACACAUGAGCCUUUAGGUCCUUUACGCAUGUGUGUAUCUGUUGUGGUUCAAUUUUAUCCUUGGUUUAAAUUCUAUUUCCCUUUGUUUUGGGGUAUGGUAAUGCAUGGUAAUCAGUUGAAAACAAAGGGAAAUAAAAAUUACACCAAGGAUAAAACAAACCAAUUUCGUUAUAUUAAAAUUCAUACUUGCUCUGAGACUGAGGGGGGUAAAACAAAAGAAAAUGUAUUAUUCAUUACUGAGCCUCAAGGUGAUUUCUUUUGUUUCAUUCCCCAAGCGUCACAGCCAAGUUCGAAUUUUAAUAUAUCGGAAUUGGUCUAUUGAACCACAACAUAAUUAUACAAAGAAAGUUCAAGUCUUGGGUGCUUUCUGUAGAGUUUGGCAUUUCAUACCAGUUAGUACGCAACUCUUAAAAACCUCCAAUUUUAUUGGUUCUCCAUAAUACACUUUUGCAUUGUUUUAGGGAUAGAGUCAUUGUUAUAUUUGUUUGUCUAUUGUUUUCACAGCCAAUACUGUGAGGCCUUGUUAAGUGCUGCGUGGCUCCCCUUUCAUACAUGUACAUGGUCUUUCAUGCAAUAUAUCAAGCAUGAGACGCAGUGUUUCAUUACCAGAUGAAACACUGAGAAGAGAGUUGAAAAUAAGACGUGUCGCCAAGUAUUUUUGAUGAACUUCAAGGUGUUUCAUCUGGUGAUGAAACACUGUGUCAAAUGCUUGGUAUUACUUCUCAAACAAAAUGAUUUUAGAAGGAGAAAUUAAGGAUGGAAAAGGGAGCAGUUUUCAUCUGAUUUCCAAACACUCAUUAAACAUUAAUUUCCUUUGUAUUUUCCUUAGAGUUAUUAAUGAGUUUUAGAAGUAAUGUUUUUCAUGUCCAUUGUUAACAUCCUUGAAUAAAGUAUUGUAAGUUAUUGACGUGGUUGAUACAGAAAGCACUUCCAUUUGCCACGUUCUAAACGAGUGAAAAGUGGGUACAAUAUGCGACCCCAAAGCUUCUUGGAGUGGUUAAGAGGGACAGCAUAAGGGUUAACAAACAUGGCGCAUCACAAGUGCCGUGUUCCUAGCUGCAAAAAAAACAUAUUUAUUUGAUUAACCGCCCUGGGCACUUAAUAAAUUUUUCGACCUUGAAAGUGAGCGCUUAUUCGAGGCUGGGCACUUAUUACAUUUUCACCAUUUCAGCAAGUGUAGUAUGUUUUUUUUUGCAACAAAGCAAUAAAUGGUAGAAACAAAACACGAAGAUGUAACAAAGCAAGGUUUCUGUAAAAUACUCAGCAGAAAACUUCGUCUUCGGAGAGUCUCUUAUUAGUACUUAUUCAAUUCUUUUGGGGGGAGGUUGAAGGGAAAAGGGGGUGGGGUGGGAGGGGGCACUUAUUUGAUUUUGAGUGAGAGGGGCAGGGGGUGGGGUGGGGGUGGGCACUUGUUCGAGGCUGGUCAGAAUUCCUAUAAACCCUAAUGCACCAGGUAUUUCUUCUUCAGUCAGAAUAACCUGGACAACGUCUUUAACAUUCUCUUGCUGAUGUCUGCCACGCUUUUGCUGUCUCUCCAAACAAUCCCUGGAGCCUUUGUGGUCAUAAGUCAUACCAGUUCACUGCUGGUUUAGAAUAUGGACAGUUAUUGUUCUACAGAGGCCCAGUUGCACUCACAGAUUUUCUGUGUUUUUUUUCCUUUUUUUUGUAGCAAAACAGCAGAGACUGAUGAAUCAGUUGACACAGCUGAGAAAAAAGAAGAAACUAAGACAGCAGGAACAAACACAGGAGAUGUUUCCAGGUGAAUGUUUUUUAAAGGAACAGUGCUCAUAAAACCAUCUCAUGCAUUGUGCUUAAUUAUACGAAAUGUGUUCAUGUUUAAAUACCAGGCAAGCUUCCACGCGUAAUUAAUGAUAAUUAUCUUAACAUGUGAAAAGAUCACCGUCGCUAUGGUACAUGAUAAGUCGCGCCUUCAGAAGCAAAAAGCAUAUUUAAGUUAAAUGGUUUCCGUUUGGUAUUUCAUUCAUGUUAACUUAAUAAAUAGCAUAUUACAUGGCCACUUGGGGAUUCGUAAUUUCUCUUCUCAUGUUUUUCAACACUCAAACUUCCGUAUCUGUGGGGGCUAUGUAAUGUCCUGUAUAUCCCUGUUUUUGAAUGGUGAGAUUGUCAUGUCUUCUAGGUACAUGUAAGUCCUUUGGCUAGAAUGGCUCUGCUGCCCUUAAUGAAUACUAUGUUAAUCGUUUCAGUAAUGGUCAAAGUGACACUUUGGCUACCGUAAACGAAGACCAUUUAUUGCUGUUGACCUUAGCAAGCAACCCGGAGAGAAGUCACAGCGGUGAAACAGAAACACUUCCUGAUAAAAGUACCCAGUCUACACCAGACGCUCCACCCACCACAGCAGUGACUGUGGUAGGUCUUACACCAGGUGCAGCUCCUUUGGGUGAUGGUCAAGAUUCAUCGGAAGGGAAUGCUGCGGCUGAGAAUCCUUUCAAAUGUCCUCAUUGCGACAAAUGUUUCUCAGGGCCAUCAGGUCUAAACCGCCACGUCAAAAUCCACGACCAGGAUAAGCCGUUUAAGUGUGUACCAUGCGAUAAAGUGUUCUCCAGGCUGUCGAGUUUGAAGAGGCACCAAGGCUCUCACGCAGAGGAAAGACCGUUCAAGUGUACAGUCUGUGGCAGUAGCUUUCUGCAGAACUCGGAUCUGAAGAUUCAUGAAAGAACACACACCGGGGAAAAACCAUUUCCGUGUGAUCGCUGUGAACAAACGUUUGGAAGCAAAAAGCGACUAAAGGCCCAUUACAGAAAGCACACAGGCGAGAAGCCGUACAAAUGUCCGCAGUGCGAGAAAAGUUUUUCCAUGAGGAAGAAUGUUAUUCAGCAUAUCCGGACCCAUACCGGCGAGAAGCCAUUCACGUGCUGGGUGUGCAAGAAGAAAUAUCGCCAUCAACACUCGCUUAAAAAGCACAUCCGUCUCCAUGCGGACAAGAGCAAAAACCUGGAUGAGUGCAUCAGCAAGAUCAAGGGAAACCAGUCGAAGUCUGGUGAAAUUGCUGGCGAAAUGGAAGUUGAGGAACAGAGCACGCAAACAGAUAUGGACGUAGUGGAGGUGGAGAAGAAUGAACAGGGACACGAAGAAGUUGUCGCAGUGGAAUUGGAUAAUGGGACUGAGAGAGUGGAAGUGGCAAUUGGAGAAGUGGAGAAACAGGCCGAUCCAACGAAGGAGAAAGAAACUGUGAACGAAGUCAAAGAGCGAGAGGCCGCUGAGAAAACGGAAGUAGAAGGAGAGAAAUCCAAUAACGUUGAACAUUCUGAACCGAUGGAAAAAGGAAUGAGUGGACAAGCGGAUCAAACGGAAGAAAAGGUACCGGAAGUAGACGAGGCUAAAGAUGCUAAUCGAACGGAAGUAGAAGUAGCGGAAGUGAGUAGCGUUUCACAGUCUGAACCAAUGGAAGAGGCAAAGAGUAGACAGGUUGUGCAAACGGCCGAAGUUGCACCAAAAGUAGACAUGACUAUAGACGCUGAAGAAACGGAAGUAGAGGUAGCGGAAGUGGAUGGGAGUAAACAGGCCGCGCAAACUGAAAUGAAUAACCAAACUGAAAAAACAGGCGAGGUUGAAAACAUAGACCAGAAAAAAACAGAAGGUAGUGAAGAAGUCAAGACUACAGAGGGAGAAAAACAGCGUGCUCAAACGGUGACGGGUAAAUGUGAUGAAGAAGUGGAGAGAGGUGCAGAUGAAGAACAGAAAGGACCAGAUGAGUGA
This is a messenger RNA of Porites evermanni, 14447 nucleotides long. The record is from the annotation of a GenBank genome assembly. NCBI's taxonomy places the organism in Eukaryota, Metazoa, Cnidaria, Anthozoa, Scleractinia, Poritidae.